This is a messenger RNA of Mangifera indica (mango), 1821 nucleotides long. RefSeq lists its product as uncharacterized. Gene Ontology annotation, molecular function: protein binding. The record is from RefSeq and is a predicted model, not a curated record. Bases 153 to 1559 code for a protein of 468 amino acids. NCBI's taxonomy places the organism in Eukaryota, Viridiplantae, Streptophyta, Magnoliopsida, Sapindales, Anacardiaceae. The transcript has 2 exons. Gene Ontology annotation, biological process: cell-cell adhesion.
CAGUCUUAGUCCACGCACGCCUGCCCUUUCUUUGUUUUUCUCCUAAUUUAUUUCUCUCUUUCUUUACAAAAUAUUUCUCUGAACCGACCUUGUUAACCCACUUAAAUUAACCGAAAAGCAACAAGAAGUCAAUUUAAAAGAGAUAUGCUUCAAUGGGAGACGUACUUGUGCUGGUGGCAGUUUCCGUAGGAGCUCUGUCAAUCCUUUUGAUCAUGUUCAUUUGGCGAUGGUGUUGCUACAAGCAACCUAAGGAAUUUAUUGAUGACAAUGAAACUAGACGAGAAAGUCUUCAACUUGGGAUUGCCCAAGUUCAUCAAUCGACUCUGCAUAAUCAUCUUGAUUUGGAUAGCAAUAGAAAAGGAAGCUAUUAUGUUUUUCGCCGGGGCGUUCCGACGAAGCCUUUGUUCAACUGGGCUGAUCAUCCGGCGCUUGUUACAGACGCUGUUGAAAAUGGAUGGUCCAGAUUUGGGUUCACAAACUACACGUCGUCAUCUCCAUCAUCUCGGUCAAGCCUGUUAGGAUUAUGUGCAGUCAGUGAUUCUGGAAGAGAAACGCAAACUGACAUAAGCUGGGAAGUAUGCCAGGGAUCAGCUGAUUUUAUGCAAAAGAUUAGGCUAAAUUCAGGGUUGAAGAAUGUCAACAUAAAUAAUCCUUCUAUGUCUGCUGCUUCUGUUAUUAGAACUGCUUUGCCUCUGCCAGGGCCACCCUUGGUAAACUCAGCUUUCCCUCAAGAGGCAUUUUUUGAAAUCACAAUUCUACAUUCUUGCGACGCCCAUGAAUCAAUUGGAAAGUUCAGAGAAGGUGAGAAGAUAAAACUCAUCCAAGAAAAUUCUAAUGAAAAUGCUAAUUCAGAAUCUCUAGUCCACGUUACCAGCACGCAUAAUAUAAACAAGAUUGAAGAAUUGAAGCUUGCUGGAAAAGAUGAUAGCAAAGGUGAAGCAGUUAUGUUAUCUUUGGGACUCACUGCUGGCGGCUCCCUUCCUCUGAGACUCCCAGGAAGCUAUCAAGGAUCAAUCGGAUUCAACUCUAACGGGUCUGUGUAUCUUGAUGGAAUUAAGCUAGCCUUUGAAUCCGAAAAGACGGAAUGGGGAAGAGCAGAUAAGGUGAUUGGAUGUGGGUUUGAUCCAGGGCAAAAGAAGGUGUUUUUCACAGUGGACACAGAGCUUGUGCAUGUAAUACAUUGCAAGUCUGAGGAAUUUGGGUCUCCUUUGUAUCCAACAAUUGCAGCAAAUUACGAUGUUAUGGUGCUUGUCAAUUUUGGACAAAGCGCCUUCACAUAUGCACCAGCAAAUGCUCAAAGGACAUCAAAUCCCUGCUUCAUUGGCCCUCUUGUAAAUUCCCCAGCUGCUGCUCUUGGAUAUGAAGAUAGCAAAGAGCUUUUCUCCAUGGGAAGAAUUGACUCUCAGUGGCUUAACCGAUCCACAACCAAAGCCGGAAAUGGCCCAGGCAAUCAUGAUAGAAGAUCAGAUUUUGAUGAGGAGUCUGAGGCUGAUUUGUUUGAAAUUGUUUUGGAUAGAACUGGAAGAUCCCCAAACGAGGCGUUGUACCUACAAGAAUGAUCGACAGAUUUUGGCGUUGGUGCCAUCCAGUUAGUCUUGUUUUUGGUUUGGAUCUUGUGGUUCUUGUGCAUAUGACUCUUCACAUCAACUUUAUCUUCCAAAUACAUAGACGGAGAAUCAUACUUCUACAGAGAGAAAAUCAAGCAUUCAUUUCUUUAUACAUACUCGAUACCAAUGUUUAAUUAAACAUGCCAAUUUAUUGAUCUUUUUAAUAUGCCUUCUCACACAAUAAAUAAAGGUCCGUUGUGAAAUUCUUUUUCUG